Ciona intestinalis (vase tunicate) is the source of this 2269-nucleotide messenger RNA. The record is from RefSeq and is a predicted model, not a curated record. NCBI's taxonomy places the organism in Eukaryota, Metazoa, Chordata, Ascidiacea, Phlebobranchia, Cionidae.
UAAUAUUACUAAUACAUAUUCACAGUGUUGCAGAAAAAAAUAGUACAAAAAAUUUGCUUGCUUUUGUAUAGACACUUAAAACCUGUUACAAUUUGUAUAAACCAUCACAUUGUAUGGUGUUGUCAUGGAAUUAAAGGUCUGGGUAGACGGUAUACAACGUGUGGUAUGCGGAAUAAAUGAACAAACCACUGUACAAGAGGUUGUGAUUGCCCUAGCUCAAGCUACAGGGCGCACUGGUCGUUACACACUUGUUGAGCAAUGGAGAGGCACAGAAAAAAUGCUACCUCCAACAGAAAGACCCUUACAGGUUUUAUCGAAUUUUGGCGACCGCAGUCCCAGUGUUCAGUUUAUUUUACGACGAACCGGCGCGAGCAGUGUUUCCAGUCAUAACGAUGAUGAAAGUGUUGUCACGCCUGAACGCACAGGAUACAGGCAAAGCCUCCCACCCCAAAUGAAACAUCGGCAAAAAAAUGAUGCUGUUUUAAAUAGAAAAGAACCGAAACGAAAAUCCCUAACAAUAAUAGGUUCAGCCAACUCAAGUGACUCAAUCCAAAAGCCCAGAGUUGGAGAAAAUAAAUUUAAAUUUCCCGAAGUCGAAAUAAAAAAGCCUGUAUUGAACGUAGUCUCAAAUAACAACAAUAACAAUACUGCUACAAAGAAAAAGCCACUAAUGCCACCUUCGUUCCGAAUGGAAGGCCUGCCAUCAAAAAAGGAACCUUUUACACCACCCCCUAGCAGCGCCGCUCAAGGGGAUGUGCAAAAGUCACCGGCUAAGUCAAGACCAGAUUUAUCCUACAGUGCGAAGAAAAAAGCGUUAAUACCGCCUGCUUUUCGAAAAGACGAUAUGGGCCCAUUACAAGGGGCUAACAGUCCGCCCAUGCUGCCUGGGCAGAGAACAAGUACUAGCAGUAAUAACACCUUAACUGGGACUCUACAAAAGCCUCGAAAAUGGUCAGAGUCGAAAACAAUAGCAGUACCAGUCAACUCCCCUCCCCCAGUUAAAGUAAAAACACCAGACAUAGAAAGAGCUCGCUCGGAUUUCACGAAUCUCGUACUUGAACAGAAUGGGCAUAUUAAAGAGCAAACCACUACUCUUAACUCGCUUUCUAAUGAACUGGAAAAAUUUCAAGAAACUUUGGAAAAAAAAGAUAAAACCUCACUGCAGACUAAGAGAGAAAUUGAAGAAUUGGAAAAACAAAUAGAAAGAAAUGAAUCCGAUUUGUUCAGCGAAAAAUUACUCGAAGGUUUAUUGGAUGAAGAAAAAGACAAAGGUGUACUCUUAAGAAAGCAGAGCGAAAAUUACCAAACAGAAAUUGACACAAUGAAUUCUAGCAUAAGGGAAUUGGAAGAGAAAUUUAAAUUCCUCAAUGAGGAAAUUGUUCAAGCCACAAAAGAAAAAACCCUUAAAGCAAAGUCCGCAGCCGCGGUGUUCAGAAAUAAAGAAAUGAAUAACAACAUACACCAAAUAAAUGGGGACCUCAGAAAAAUCGCUGUCGAGUUAAAAAAGGUCCAAACUGGAUUGCGCAAUACAGAAGAAGCAAAUGAGAUGAAAAUGAUGCAACUGGAAACACUGAACAGAGAACUGCGUCAAGUUAACCUUCAGCAGUUUAUUCGGCAAACAGGGUCAAAGGUUACAGUGUUGCCCUCUGACUCCGAAAAAGGUGGUAGUCGAAGCAAUGUAAAUGAGUUCCCACUCCCACCCCUGGAGUUUGAAACCCAGAUUCCGACACACCCCGCUCCAGGGCUACCUUCUGGGGAUUCCGGAGGUGUAUGGGUGUAGUGUUGACCAGAACAGUGUUUCCAGGUGUUUUUCAAAUCCGUCCAAUGCUUAACUGCAGCAAGGUGUUUCAAGCAUGCACUUAACCAAGUUGGGAAAUCAAAAAAGUUUGCGCAACACUGGACACCACGCACUGUGCAUAUGACACCAACUCUGCUUUGGAAAUGCUCUGUCUAUUUUUUUGCCAUAAUCACACACACUGCCAUACCUAUUACCAGUGAUGCACAACACAUUUUUCUAUAAAAAAAAUUGCUGUAAAAUGUGUUUUUUUUGUAAAUCACCCGUUAAAAGUUGUUGUAAGCUUAAAAGAGCGACCAGAAGCGUAUUAACAUAUGCAUAUAGCAUAGAUAUUGUACAGGAGUGCUUCUCAACCCCAGGGCCCCCCUUUGAUUUAGGUCGCCUACUACAGCGGCUCACAAUACAUUUAAUUUAUAUUAUAAAACGUAAAUUUAACCAAAAUUUUGGUUCAAAAUUGGGUUGCCGAAAAAUUAU